Molecule: messenger RNA, 1610 nt
Organism: Chelmon rostratus (copperband butterflyfish)
Lineage: Eukaryota; Metazoa; Chordata; Actinopteri; Chaetodontiformes; Chaetodontidae
Product: calcitonin gene-related peptide-like
Exons: 5
Coding region: 110-493 (127 amino acids)
Cellular component (GO): extracellular region
Molecular function (GO): hormone activity; calcitonin receptor binding
Source: RefSeq, a predicted model, not a curated record
AGUUGUCCUGCAAGUUGAGAGAAAGUCAACUUAUUGUGUUUUGCAUAGAGAUACAUAGAGAUAUAUAUUUAUUUAUUUUUUUGCUGGGUGAUUAUCACUGAAGGGGACCAUGGUUAUGUUGAAGAUCUCUGCUUUCCUCGUUGCCUACGCGCUGGUCAUUUGCCAGAUGUACUGCUCACAAGCCGCUCCUGCCAGACCGGGUUUAGAGUCCAUGUCAGACCGAGUCACGCUCACGGACUACGAGGCGCGAAGGUUACUCAACGCCAUCGUCAAGGAGUUUGUGCAGAUGACGGCGGAGGAACUGGAGCAGCAGGCAACUGAAGGAAACAGCAGCGUUACAGCACAGAAGCGAGCCUGCAACACGGCAACCUGCGUGACUCACCGCCUGGCGGACUUCCUCAGCCGGUCGGGGGGAAUGGGCAACAGCAACUUCGUCCCCACCAACGUCGGCGCCAAGGCAUUCGGCAGGCGGAGGAGAAACGUCCAGAUGUGAGCACUCCAAAACCUUCAGGAAAAUGAGGUUGAAACCGACAAGAAAACAUCAGAAAACACCUGAGAACAAAAAUCAACAAAAACAAAAUCAAGCAGAAAAUAAACACUGAACUGGCCCUUUAUCCACUCCCUCAUGUUCUUACAGAAAGAAAAAAAAAACAGGCCACAGGACGUCUCGUCCCCAUUUCCAUCCUGUUAGUCAAACCUUUUGCUUUUGGCAAAUAAGAGAAAAAAAGAGAAAAAAAGCACUUUAGUUUAUGUCCACGAACAAAUGAACUCCUGACGAAAGAAAGAAAAAACAUCCCACUGGUUCCUCUUUUUUUAUACAUGAGCAUCAUUGGAAAAUAAAAUGAUAGCAGCAGUGGUUAUCACCUUCUUCUUUCCUCCGCUCACCUCGUUAGAGCACAUUUCCUCCACGAAACCCAGCUCCCCCUCCCCGUUCGAGCUCCAUACUCCUACAUUUUCCACAGUUCCCUUUCUUCCCAGGGGUACCCUGUUUUCCUGUGUGCCAGAGGGACGCCAUUAAAGAUCACCCUACCCAAGGCCCCCCCACAACGGCUGUUGUCUUGUGCCUUGAUGUAGAACAAUUUACAUGAACAUGAUUGUACAGUUCUGUUUCGAGACGAUAAAGAAGACCCGAGCGAGGAUGAAGAGAAUGAAGACAGAUUAAUAUUGUAAACAAUAUUGUGAAAACAAAUUUCAGCAAGAUUAAAAUGUAUUUUAGAUACACUCGGGUUUGGGGUACUUGUGUUGUUCUUCAAAGGUUUUUAAGCAUUUAGGUGUAGAAAGAGGUUGAGCGACUGAGAGGCUGAUUAUAUUAUGAGAAGCUUAUAUUUGUACAUUAAUUGCUGGAAUAUUGAUUUUCGAUGUCCAUAAAUUAUAAAUGAUGAAUCGUAAUUUGUAAUUCAUUGGUUUACCAUUUGACAGUAUUUCCCACUGACAGAUACACACCCACAUCCUGAAAAGUUGGAGCACACAUGUAUAAUUUGGCAAAACACUGAAAAUCAAAUCCAUGUUCAUACGCUCGACUGUUGCUCGGUUUGGGUCACUUUGUAUGCAGCGACAGUCUGCAGGUGUAAACACAUCCGUUUCAUUGGGAGUAUUUUCGGACUCACACC